Molecule: messenger RNA, 696 nt
Organism: Trypanosoma theileri
Lineage: Eukaryota; Euglenozoa; Kinetoplastea; Trypanosomatida; Trypanosomatidae
Product: putative receptor-type adenylate cyclase
Exons: 1
Biological process (GO): intracellular signal transduction; cyclic nucleotide biosynthetic process
Source: RefSeq, a predicted model, not a curated record
GUGACGAAGGGGUACGACUACUACGGCAGCACGUCGAACACGGCUGCGCGCACGGAGAGCGUUGCGAACGGCGGGCAGGUGCUGCUGACGCGGGAAGCGUACAUGGCGCUGAGCGCGGCUGAGCGUGAUCAGCUGGACGUGACUGCGCUGGGCGCCGUGGCGCUGCGUGGCGUGCCGAAGCCUGUGGAGAUGUACCAGCUGGACGCAGUGCCCGGCCACACCUUCGCUGCACUGCGGCUUGAUAGGGAGGAGAAUAUUGCCGAGGAUAACAUGAAUGAUGAUGACUCCAGCAGUGAACAUGUUUCGGGGUGCAGUACAUGGAGUGGCACUGCACUGUUUACUUUGUUUGUGUUAAGGAUGGUGUACGGUGCCUUUCCUCCUGCUCAGCGGAUAAAGGUUCUGCUUCCGCUGUUCCAGCGCUGGUGUGUUUGUGUGCCCCCGAGGUCUGAUCCUGUGUCUGAGGACACCUACUCGAAUGAUUUGAUACACGUACUUUCUUUGAGGGUCGGUCGUGUGAUGGAGCGGAAGUUAAUUGUUGGUGGAUUGGGGUUAUUUUCUCCAGUAAGCACUGAUAUUUCGUUUGGUUUUAGUGGGAGUAUGUUUUGUGAAGACCAGUCAGGAUUUGACGGAUAUGGUUUUCGUAACAGAAGCUUUGCUACCCAAACUUUUAGUGUCGAUAUAUCAACUCCUUUGUGA